CCCCACCUCACCUCACCUUACCUCACAACUUCUCUUCUCUCCUUUUAUAUCUUUCUCGUCUGUGAGGCAUUUCAUCAAACACUUUAACAUUCACAAGACUUAUCUCAUCAGAAACUGAAAGAAACCAUCAUGGAGUGCAGUACCGAGACAAACACUACAACCACGGCGUCCUCAUCGCCCCCACUUGCCUCUCAGUACUCGUCCAAUUCAUCGUCUUCGUCGCCUCCCCAGACUCCAAAUCCUAGCCCCAACCCACCCGUUGUGCUCAGUCCAUGCGCCGCCUGCAAGAUCUUGCGGCGGAGAUGCGCUGAUAAAUGUGUAUUGGCGCCCUACUUUCCUCCAACGGAGCCUGCAAAGUUUACCAUUGCUCACCGAGUGUUUGGAGCUAGUAACAUUAUCAAGUUCUUGCAGGAACUGCCAGAAUCUCAAAGAGCGGACGCAGUGAGCAGCAUGGUGUAUGAGGCCGGAGCAAGAAUUCGAGAUCCUGUGUACGGCUGUGCCGGAGCGAUUUGCCAGCUCCAGAAGCAAGUUGGAGAGUUGCAAGCUCAGUUGGCCAAAGCACAGGCAGAGGUGGUCAACAUGCAGUGCCAACAAGCCAAUCUAGUGGCCCUUCUUUGCAUGGAAAUGGCUCAAUCUCAGCAGGGUUAUAAUAAUAACAAUAAUUCUCCUCCUCAUCAUCAACAGAUCAGUCUUGAUGGGUCAUUGAUGAUCAAUAAUAUUACUAGUACCACUACUCCUCUCAUGAUUAGCAACCAAAGCAAUAAUAGCCUAAGUUUCCUUGAUGAUAACAAUAACCUAGGCUCCAUGUGGGAACCUCUUUGGACAUAAUAAUCAUGAUGCAAGGCCCCAUGUUUGAGUCAUGAUAUAUAUCAUAUAUCUUAAUCAUAGCUUAGCUUAGCUUAAAUUAAAAGGAAAGAGUAAUAUGUUCCAAUGAAAUAUUCUCCUAAGGAGAAGUUGAUGGACAUGAAAAAUAACUAGUGAUAUAGAUUAAUUUUUAUUAGUAUUCUAGCCAGGAGAGAAGAAAAAAGUGAGGGCAUGUGUAAGCUAGUUAAGGAUCUAAUCACUUUGCUAAAGCUAGGCAAAGUGGAUGGGUUGUUUUCCCUCCACAUCGAUCCCCACAUAUCAUGUAAUAUUUGUUUAAUUAAAUAUAUUUUUAAAAAGAAUAAAUUAUAUUA
Molecule: messenger RNA, 1175 nt
Organism: Humulus lupulus (European hop)
Lineage: Eukaryota; Viridiplantae; Streptophyta; Magnoliopsida; Rosales; Cannabaceae
Product: LOB domain-containing protein 1-like
Exons: 2
Coding region: 130-828 (232 amino acids)
Source: RefSeq, a predicted model, not a curated record